This is a messenger RNA of Aaosphaeria arxii CBS 175.79, 1887 nucleotides long. RefSeq lists its product as uncharacterized. The record is from RefSeq and is a predicted model, not a curated record. Gene Ontology annotation, biological process: regulation of cyclin-dependent protein serine/threonine kinase activity; mitotic cell cycle phase transition. Gene Ontology annotation, cellular component: cytoplasm; centrosome; cyclin-dependent protein kinase holoenzyme complex. The coding region runs from base 1 to 1887 and encodes 628 amino acids. Lineage: Eukaryota; Fungi; Ascomycota; Dothideomycetes; Pleosporales. Gene Ontology annotation, molecular function: cyclin-dependent protein serine/threonine kinase regulator activity. The transcript is spliced from 4 exons.
AUGGAUGCUAAACCACAACGUCCCAUGCGCUCUCUUCGCAUUCGCGACGAGAAUGCGCUCCCCCAGUUGCCGACCGGCAAGACCAUCCACCAGCGCAACAAGUCAACACCCGCCCUAUCUACCCUCUUGCAAGUAGGUGGUCUCAAGCCUUCUACGAAGCGUACAGUCUUUGCGGAUGUCAGCAACACAACGAGGCAGCCGGUAGCCAAGGAUGAUUUGCAGGUGCCUGGCAAGAAUUCCAAGAUCGAGAUUCUCAAGGACAACGCCAUCGUAUCAACAAAGGAGCUUGCCAAGCCGGCGACGCUUCUGAGACCGGCUCAACGACCACUGGCGAAUGCUGUAUCGAAGAACAACGCGUCCAAUGGAAUCAGUCACGUUGCGUCUGCCGUGCCAAAGCACGUAACGACUGAGCCCAGCCUCUCCACUGCAAACAUCCGCAAGGUCCUAUCCAAGAAGUCUACCGCCGUCUUCAAAGAAGUUGACCCGGAGCCUGUUCUUGAUGUCGUGAACCCGGUUCCGACGCGUCAACCGCUCGAACAGCGAAGCGACUUGGACACCAACCUCUCUCACGUAUAUCCCACUGUGGAGCCAGUGUCAAAGCAACUCUCGAAAAAGGCAUCAACCUACCUUCACCUCGUAGAGCAGCAAGAGCCUCAAGAAGACGCCGUGUCCAUGCCAUCAUAUGAUGAAUGCGCAAAACAAGAGCAGGCCAUCAAGGCUGACAGCGGAGAAGGACACGAUUAUUCGGACGCCUUGGAGGACCAAGCACGCGUUCUUGAGCAAGAGCGCAAUGAAGAAAUGGCAAAGACACGUCUCGAGCCCGAAGAGUACUGGGAUGAAGACGAGGAUGAGGGUGAGGAGUACUUUGAUGCGGACGGCUAUACCACUGCCCGAUCCCUUCGAUCUCGUAGUGACAACACUACUGGAGGUGUGACUCUCGUUCUCGCUCCCCGAGUUACAAGCAAGUCCCAACGCGAACUCGAGGCUGCCAGGGAAUGGGUCGAGGCCAAUAAGACUCCCGAGGAUGUCGAGGAUGAGCAAUGGGAUACCUCAAUGGUUGCCGAGUACGGAGACGAGAUCUUUGAAUAUAUGCACUCGCUCGAGGAGCGCAUGAAACCCAACGCUACAUACAUGGAGCACCAGUCCGAGAUUCAAUGGUCUAUGCGCUCUGUGCUCAUGGAUUGGCUGGUCCAAGUACACAAUCGUUUCACCCUUUUGCCAGAGACCUUAUUCCUUGCCGUCAACUAUGUCGAUCGUUUCUUGUCGGCCAAGGUUGUCUCCUUGGGUAAGCUACAGCUUGUGGGAGCAACUGCUCUCUUUGUUGCAGCCAAGUAUGAAGAAAUCAACUGCCCAUCUGUGCAAGAGAUUGUUUACAUGGUGGAUGGAGCGUACACUGCCGAUGAGGUCCUUAAGGCUGAGCGUUUCAUGCUUAGCAUGCUCCAGUUCGAGCUGGGUUGGCCCGGUCCGAUGAGCUUCCUCAGAAGGAUCAGCAAGGCCGAUGAUUAUGAUCUUGAGACUCGCACAUUAGCCAAAUACUUCCUCGAGAUCACUAUCAUGGACGAGCGUUUUGUGGGAUGCUCUCCUAGCUUCCUGGCGGCUGGAGCUCACUGCCUGGCUCGUUUCAUGCUGAAGAAGGGUGAUUGGUCCUUGGCACACGUGCACUACUCGGGAUACACCUGGACUCAGCUUCGCAGCCUUGUCUCCACGAUAGUGGAAUGCUGUGACAACCCACAAAAGCAUCAUGCUGCCGUCUAUGACAAAUACACGGACAAACGCUACAAGCGUGCAUCCAUCUUUGUCGAAACUGAGAUCUCCAAGGGAUUCCAGCUUCCUUUCGCAACCAGGGAUAGUUUUGCAGGCCACAGCACGACCUGGAAGCGAAAGUAG